UCGCCGGUGAUCUCUCGGACUCCGCGCAGCACGCAGCUCUUCCCACAGCCCCGGGGAAAGGCUCUGCAGGACCAGCGCGCCCCGGCGGGGCUGAGCAGAAGCUCAGCUACUGGGCGAAGAGAAACCAGCCGAAGUUGCUGCAAAGAGCCCCGGGAGCCAUCUGCUGCGCGCGGAGCCUGCUCCAAGGGAUUGCUCGGGGAGACGCGCUUUCCCUUUCCCCAGGACUUGUUGCUUCACCCGAGACCUAGCUCUGUGGCGGCCCUUUGAAGCCUGGACGAUUUGGGCUCUGGGUUGCUAACAACCUCUCCGAAUUUGCUGCCCCCCCCCCUCCGCCGAUCCUGGUGCAGUCUCGCUGGGGCGCCGUGUAAAUAUUUUUGCAGCCGUGAGACGAUUUGUAGGCUGUGAUCCAGCUGAGCGCUAAGCGGCGCCCGCAGACUUCGGGGGAAGAAGGAGGUCAAGGGCCGCUCGGGACUGGAGCUGCGGCUGUGGCCUCUGUGUGUGUGUGUGUUUAGUGGCUAUUUGUCUUUAACCUCAGGUCACCCUGUUUGCUCGGCUGCAUUCCCUCCCUCUGGCUGAGAGGAGAGACGUCAACUGCAGCCGCAGCAGCGUUUUGUAAAAAGGCGCCGCGCUCCUCCCUGCUAAAAGUUACCGGCUUAAUUAUUGCAAAGCCCCGGGACCUGCUUUGCGGCGUAGGCCGGUCUCCCCUCCCCCCACUCUUCUGCCUCUCUCCGGGUCACAGAUCAAAAGAGUAACGAGCAGCCCCCAGCUCCAGCGGUCGGAAGAGUCCUAUCCCGACGGCACCUGCUAGUGCCAGGGUUUCCUUCCCCACCCCCAGCGAGCGUGUGGUGCCCGCAGCGAGUAGGAAAGGAUGGGAUUCGCUGGCCAGAGCCCGUGUUAGACCCGAGCCAGCGAGCUGCACGAGAGGGGACAGGACCGCAAAAGGCUCGUUCUCCGCUCGCUGCUUGCACUCGUUCCCAACGCUCCCGGCGGACUGCCCCGCGGGCCCCCUCCGGGCAUGGAGGUGCAAGUUGGACUUGGCAGCGUGUAUGCCCGGCCGGCGGGCAAGACGUUCCGGGGAGCGUUCCAGAGCCUGUUCCAGAGCGUCCGUGAGGUGUUCCAGAGCCCGGGCGCCGGCCCGCCGAGAGAGGAGCCGGGCACCAGCCCCCAGCCUUCCUCCUCCACCCAGUGCCAACCCGAUGCCCGCCUGCAGCAGCAGAGCCCCCGGCAGCAGCAGCCGGGCUCCCCCGCGUACCUGGCUCUGGAGGAGCAGCCCCAGGGCCAGUGCGCCCCGGCGGCCAAGGGGCUGCAGCCUGAGGACGGGGGCCCGGCUGUCACCCCCUCCUCGACCCUGUCCCUGAUGGGCUCCGCUUUUCAGGGCUGUUCCGGGGACCUCAAGGACAUCCUGGGCGAAGCGGGCGCCCUGCAGCUCCUGCAGCCGGAGGCCCAGGCCCGGGGCAGCCGCGGCGAGGUGGCUGGGGCCAAAGAGGACUUCCUGGGGGACAGCGCCAAGGAGCUGUGCAAAGCCGUGUCCGCCUCCAUGGGCCUGGGGGUGGAAGCGCUGGAGACGCCCGGCGAGCUCCUGCCCCGGGAGGAUUGCAUGUUCGCCCUGGCCGGCGGGCACUCCCGGGCUGCAGCGGGCGCCCAGCUCGGGGACUGCAAGAACCCAGCGGGGGCUGCGCUCCUGGAAGAGCCGGGCACCAGCCCGGCCUCUUUCAAAGGGCACUCAGCCGCGGGCAGCGGCCCCGGGCCAGGCGAGAACGUCCUGGCCAUAGACGUGCCCCACAGCCUGUCCCCGUACAAGGGCUCCCCGGGCUUGGAGGAGCCCGCUGCUUUCCAGGGUCGCGAUUACUACAACUUCCAGCUGGCGCUCGCCCCCCACGCCCGCAUCAAGCUGGAGAACCCCCUGGACUACGGGCCCAGCACUCCCUGGACUGCCCAGUGCAGGUAUGGGGGGGACAUGGCCAGCCUGGCGCCCCAUUGCCCUGCCUCGGGCCCAGCCUGGCACUCGUUCUUCGCAGAGGAGGGGCAGCUCUACGGCCCAUGUGCAGAGGCAACUGCUGGCCCUUUCGGCUGCGGGCGAAGCCAGGGGCCACCGGGGCAAGAAAUAAGCGACUUCCCAUCCGACGUGUGGUACCCAGGAGGGAUGGUGGGCAGGAUGCCCUAUGCUGCUGCCUCCGGUUGCAUCAAGAGCGAACUCACCCCUUGGAUGGAGGGCUAUGCCGGGACCUUUGGGGAAAUGCGGUAA
Molecule: messenger RNA, 2245 nt
Organism: Chelonoidis abingdonii (Abingdon island giant tortoise)
Lineage: Eukaryota; Metazoa; Chordata; Testudines; Testudinidae
Product: androgen receptor-like
Biological process (GO): regulation of DNA-templated transcription; androgen receptor signaling pathway
Cellular component (GO): nucleus
Molecular function (GO): steroid binding; nuclear receptor activity; DNA binding
Source: RefSeq, a predicted model, not a curated record